GUCACGCUUGACAUGGUGCCAGAUGAUAGUGAAAGGAAAAAUGCCCUUCUCGGCAAUCAUUGUUCUUCGUCACACUGACCUGCGGCCUUGGCUCAUGGAUUCUUGAGUAGCCGUUUCCUCAGUUAUGUUCGAGAUUGCGAAGAUGAUCUUACUGCUCUUAGCAUUCCUCCUCCUAGGAGAAAACUUGAGGGCUCAGCAGGUUGACAGGGAAAGAGAGAUCACUUCUAGUCAACAAAUAGAUGGAGAAAAUGACAGUCUCCUGAGGCGGUGUUUUGAUCGAUGGGGUUGCUUCUCAAUUGGAGAGCCUUUUUUCUCUUCCUUGAGGCCUAUUAGUUUAUUUCCUAUGCAUCCAGAGACUAUGGACCCACAGUUUCUUCUAGUAACUCGAUCUGCACCUGAUAUUUUCCAGAAAAUACGAGCCGGAAACAAUGCCAGUUUUGCCCAGUCCUUUUUCGAUCCCCUGCGACCAGUGAAAAUCAUUCUUCAUGGCUUUCGCGAAAGCGGAUAUCAAGACUGGAUUAAGGACUUUAUACGGGAACUUCUAACGUCCGAUGAUUUCAAUGUCAUUUCUGUUGAUUGGCGUUUAGGAGCAUCACAGUCAUAUCCUCAGUCAGCAGCUAACACUAGAGCUCUUGGAUUGGUCGUUGCUGAUUUUAUUGAUUAUCUCCAGCGCAAGUACAGGAUUUCGCCUUCUGAUGUCCAUAUCAUCGGCUAUAACUUAGGUGCACAUGCCGCCGGAUAUGUUGGAGAACAGCUUCCACGAUUAGGUAGAAUAACAGGUCUUGAUCCUGCUGGUCCUUAUUUUGAAGAUACUGAUCCCAGGGUUCGUCUUGAUCCCAGCGAUGCGCUCUUUGUUGAUGUCAUACACACUGAUAAUCCAAGAGCUGCAGAAGUUACAGGUAUGCUUCAACCUGCAGGCCAUGUCGAUUUCUAUCCCACCCCUGGCUGGCGAAGAACUGGUUGCAAUUUACUGGAAGGAAUUAAGAGCUUUCGUCGCUGUAAAGCUGUUCAUGCUACAGAGCUAUUUACGGAGUCUGUAAACAUGGAUUGUCCAUUCUACGGUUAUAAAUGCGACUCGUACGCAAAUUUUUCCAGUGGUCAGUGUGACAGAGGAUGUGGACAGGACAUGUCGCAAUGUGCUCCUAUGGGUUACAAGGCGGAGGAAUUUCUUCGAUUUGCUUCCUCUGAAUCUGUGACUAUGUUUUUAGAAACUGGUUUAGAGGAGCCUUACUGCCGUUAUCACUAUCAUGUAAAUGUGCUACUUUCUGGUAAAGAAGAUUCUCGAAGGUAUAGAAAUGAAACAGGACUGUUAUUCGUAAGAUUAACCGGAACAAAAGGCCGCACAGCUCUACUUCAAGCCACGCCUAAACCAGUUGUGUUUUCACGUGACAGUGCCUUGGAGUUUGUGAUCAGCUCUGGAAAUCUCGGCCGUUUAUUACGAGUGGACGCACUCUGGUCUCCAUUACGGCCACGUUCUCUGAGCGAGGACGUGCCUUCAAUUCAAGUGCACAGUUUUCGCAUCACCAAUCUCGAAACCAGCUACAGAGAGAUCUUCUGCGGUCGAGCUGAACCAAUGGAUGCAGAACAUGUAAUAGUCUUCUUUAGAGGUGGAAUUUGUUGAAAGAAAGGGGAGAAUGAUAUUCACUAACUAUCCGUCCAGUAUUGUAGUUAAUGUAUUAUUUAAGAAAUGGGAUAUCUAGCCAUCUUAACUUGUAAUUUUACAAUGUAUAAACUGAAGUAAAACUAAACAGACCUUUUGUGAUUUUUAGAGCUUAAAUUUGCUUGGAAAUGGAAUUUGUAUAUGGUUUUGAAUUGAUACACAAUCUCUAAUUUUAUAAUAUACAUAUAUCGUCUAUAUACUGAAUAUAAGUUUUAUAUUGUUAAAUAUAUAGUUAUAAAUAAAAAAUAUUUAAAUUUUA
Stegodyphus dumicola is the source of this 1919-nucleotide messenger RNA. RefSeq names its product inactive pancreatic lipase-related protein 1-like. NCBI's taxonomy places the organism in Eukaryota, Metazoa, Arthropoda, Arachnida, Araneae, Eresidae. The record is from RefSeq and is a predicted model, not a curated record. Gene Ontology annotation, biological process: lipid catabolic process. Gene Ontology annotation, molecular function: protein binding; triacylglycerol lipase activity.